Messenger RNA from Arxiozyma heterogenica, 1083 nucleotides. Its product is annotated as SUN family protein NCA3. The coding region runs from base 1 to 1083 and encodes 360 amino acids. NCBI's taxonomy places the organism in Eukaryota, Fungi, Ascomycota, Saccharomycetes, Saccharomycetales, Saccharomycetaceae. The transcript has a single exon. Gene Ontology annotation, biological process: fungal-type cell wall organization. The record is from RefSeq and is a predicted model, not a curated record. Gene Ontology annotation, cellular component: cell surface; fungal-type cell wall.
AUGAAGUUCUCUCAACUUUUAUCACAUUUCACCUUUAUGUCAACUGCAUUGGCUGUCCCCAAUGAAAUAUCUUCUAAGCAUCAUGAUCAACAUCCUAACGAGAAACGUGGUGUUGUAGUAGUCACAGAAUACGUUGAUCAAGACGGUAAAGUUGUGAUCCCUCCUGAAAGUAUCGUGUCAGCAACUACUUCUGCCGCUACCAUUACCAAUACUGACACAAAUAAACAGACUACGACUACAUUAUCCCCUGAUGGGGCAACUCCCACUUCCACAACAGGUUCAUCCACAACUAAUAAUGCAGCUAAUGGUAUCUUCAAAGAUGGGAUUUACAAAUGUUCUGAAUUUCCAUCGUUCGUAUCUGGUGUUAUACCAGUGGAUUGGAUCGGUCUAGGUGGUUGGUCAUCUAUUCAAGAUUCAAACGGCCAAACAGUUACAAGUUGUGAAGACGGCAUGUAUUGUUCUUAUGCAUGUGAUGCUGGGCAAGUUAAGACCCAAUGGCCUGAGGACCAACCAGAUAAUGGUUCCUCUCUAGGUGGGCUGUAUUGUAAAAACGGUUAUUUGUACAGAACUAAUACAAACUUCGAUCACCUAUGUGAGGAUACUAACAGCCAAGUCACUGUGAUAAAUAAUGUGGAUAUUGGAGAGGUCGUUUUGUGUAGGACUGAUUAUCCAGGCUCGGAAAACAUGGAUAUCCCAACUGUGGUUGGUACUGGUCAAUCACAACCACUAGCUGUGAUCGAUCAAGACACCUAUUAUAAGUGGAGUGGAAAACACACUUCUGCACAAUAUUAUGUAAACAACGCUGGUGUCUCAAAGGAAGAUGGCUGUAUCUGGGGGGACCCUCAAUCUGGAGUCGGUAAUUGGGCUCCUUUAGUGAUAGGUGCAGGCAAGGCUAAUGGUCUAACAUAUAUAUCCUUGAUUCCAAAUCCAAAUACUGAUAAAGGCGCCAAUUUCAAUAUUAAAUUCAAAGGGGAUGAUUUGAACGGCAGCGAUAGUUGCUCGUAUAUUGAUGGUAAAUUGUCUUCCACCGACGGUUGUACUGUAUCUGUUUUAUCUGGUUCUCUUGAAAUCAUAUUUUACUGA